CUCUCCACGCGGGGCUGUGCCGCCUGCAGCCCGCUCUGAGGACCACCCCCUCCGGGUGCCGCCUCUGCCCUCCUGGUGUGCUCCGAGUCCCCCCUCUUCCCGUGGAAAUCCUAUUUGGGAUUGUUUAAUGUUCCGAAGAGGGAAGGGGGUGUCGGACGCCUGGGCAGCAGAGGGACCGAGCGUGGUGUAAAGGAAUUCACUAGCCAUGGAUGCAUUCAUGAAAGGGCUGUCAAAGGCCAAGGAGGGAGUCGUGGCUGCUGCUGAGAAAACCAAACAGGGUGUGGCAGAAGCAGCAGGAAAGACAAGAGAGGGUGUUCUCUAUGUAGGCUCCAGAACCAAGGAAGGAGUGGUCCAUGGUGUGACAACAGUGGCUGAGAAGACCAAAGAGCAAGUGACGAAUGUUGGAGAGGCGGUGGUGACAGGGGUGACCGCAGUCGCACAGAGGACAGUGGAGGGAGCAGGGAACAUCGCGGCCGCUACUGGCUUUGGCAGAAAGGACCAGGUGGGCAAGAGUGAAGAAGGAGCUCCACAGGAAGGAAUUCUGGAAGAUGUGCCCGGGGAGCCUGACGAGACUUAUGAAAUGCCUUCUGAGGGAGGUUAUCAAGACUACGAACCUGAAGCCUAAGAAAUCUCUUUGCUCCCAGUUUCUCAAGAUCUGCUGACAGAUGUUCCACCCUGUACAAGUGCUCAGUUCCAACAUGCCCAGUCAUUUUCCCAAAGUUUUUACAGCGUAUUUUGGAUUCUUCCAUCAGCAGUGAUUGAAGUAUCUGUACCUGCCCCCACUCAGCAUUUCGGUGCUUCCUUCUCACUGAAGUGAAUAUAUGGUAGCAGGUCCCUGUGUGCUGUGUGGAUAUUGUGGCUUCAAAUAAAAAAUGUUAAAACAAAUUAAAAACACCUAAGUGACUACCACUUAUUCCUAAAUCUUCACUAUUUUUGUUGUUGUUGCUCUUG
Molecule: messenger RNA, 951 nt
Organism: Myotis lucifugus (little brown bat)
Lineage: Eukaryota; Metazoa; Chordata; Mammalia; Chiroptera; Vespertilionidae
Gene: SNCA
Product: synuclein alpha
Exons: 6
Coding region: 206-625 (139 amino acids)
Biological process (GO): synapse organization; synaptic vesicle endocytosis; regulation of dopamine secretion
Cellular component (GO): cytoplasm; axon terminus; neuronal cell body
Molecular function (GO): cuprous ion binding
Source: RefSeq, a predicted model, not a curated record